Molecule: messenger RNA, 930 nt
Organism: Symbiodinium necroappetens
Lineage: Eukaryota; Dinophyceae; Suessiales; Symbiodiniaceae
Source: the annotation of a GenBank genome assembly
AUGCUCCGAGAGCGUCUCCGCGCCAGGAGCUGCUUGCUUCGAAGACAUCACUCUUCAGGCAGGUGGCCGAUUUUCACUCGGCGACGAAGAAAGAAGGAACAGACUCAGAGGUCCGAGAGUGCCAGCGAGGAGGUAAGGAGUUCGGACGAGGACUCGGUUGCCACCAGGCGGCGCUUCAACUGGCGCCAGGAGACCAUCGAGGUCUUGGCGGUUUGCACCGUGACAAGCACCAGCAGCGCCGCCAUGGACGUGGCGGCAAAGGGCUGGGCGGCUCCCCUGAAGACUGGCCCGGCCCGGGCUCUGCAGUCGGAGCUCUUCUGGAUUUCCGUCGUCGCCAACCUCAUCUUCUUGGUUGGCAUGCGUGCAGGGACGAUCAUCGGGUGCCACCGAUGCGACGUCCUUCUCUUCAUCCCUUGCUCCACAGUGAUGAACAUCUUCGUGAGCGUAGCGACGGGGCUGGUGGUGCUCGAGGAGUGGAAGGAAGUGAAGUCCUGGACGGGGCUGGCCUCGAGCUCUUUGACGGUCUUGGGCGGCAUCAUCAUGUUGGUCACGGGACCGGCGGAGGGCGACAGCGAGAGGUCGGCAAAGGACUCCGACUCGGAGACCCUCGAGGUCACCGGCUCCGAGGACUUCGAGGAGCCCUGCGUCUGUGACGCAGUGGAGAUUGAUGGAUCGGAUCCCGAUGAUCCGGAGGAGACAGCCAUGGCGACGACAGUCUCGUUUUCAAGCCUCCUCUACACCCACAAGAUGCAUGCUUUGGCCAGCAUGAACAAGAACCACUCCAGGGCUGCCUUUUACCGCGACUGCAUGCACAAAGGCUUGCGAGCGCUCAAACCGGAGAUACGCUUCGUUUCCGCGCCGGAUCUGCGUGCUCUGGAGGAGGAUCAUGCAUCAGCGAGCAGCUCUGGAGCGAUACCGUCGAAAGGCUAA